AUGCCCUCGUACCUCACGCUCAGCCAGGACCACGACAACAAGGCUCGCGGAUUGGCCCACUGGCUGCGGGCCAACGAAGUGGUGGACGCCAAGGCCAACCUGGGCGAGCUGGUGGACCUGUUCUAUCAGCUGUGCUCCGUCGAGACCACCUGCCAGGGCCUGGCCGCCAUCGCCGCCACCCUGGCCAACGCCGGCACCUCGCCCCUCACCGCUAAGAGCGCGGUGUCGAAGGCGGUGGCGACGCAGACGGUGCAGAUCCUGAACGUGACCGACAAGUGGGCGCAGAGCAUCCACCUCGCCGCCAAGAGCUCCCUCUCCGGCGCCAUCCUCGUGGUGGUGCCGGGCGUGCUGGGGCUGGCCGUGUAUUCGCCUCGCUUGAGUCCCCAGAUGAAGAGCGUGGCCGGCACCAAGUUCUGCGAAGCCAUCGCCACCACCUUCCCCAGCCUCGCCCAGCCCUCCGCGUAG
Acanthamoeba castellanii str. Neff is the source of this 465-nucleotide messenger RNA. Its product is annotated as glutaminase. The record is from RefSeq and is a predicted model, not a curated record. The coding region runs from base 1 to 465 and encodes 154 amino acids. Gene Ontology annotation, molecular function: glutaminase activity. The transcript has 5 exons. Gene Ontology annotation, biological process: L-glutamine catabolic process. Lineage: Eukaryota; Discosea; Longamoebia; Acanthamoebidae.